Messenger RNA from Agelaius phoeniceus (red-winged blackbird), 2418 nucleotides. The record is from RefSeq and is a predicted model, not a curated record. Lineage: Eukaryota; Metazoa; Chordata; Aves; Passeriformes; Icteridae.
AUGGCGAAGGGUCUGCGGGGCUGCUUGUGCACCAUGCUGCUGCUGCUGUGUGCUGUGCAGGAGCUGGGGUGCUGGGCCAUGCACACAGCAGGGCAGGGCUCUGACCCUGGGGAGCCCGGGGACCCUGCCCUGCUGGCCGGAGGGAGAGUGAAGCGUGGCUGGGUCUGGAACCAAUUCUUUGUGGUGGAGGAGUACACGGGCACGGAGCCGCUCUAUGUGGGGAAGAUCCACUCAGACUCGGACGAGGGAGACGGCUCCAUCAAGUACACCAUCUCCGGGGAGGGCGCGGGCACCAUCUUCCUCAUCGACGAGAUCACAGGGGACAUCCACGCCACCGAGCGCCUGGACCGGGAGCAGAAAACCUUCUACACACUGCGGGCACAGGCCCGGGACAGACAGACGGACCAGCUGCUGGAGCCCGAGUCAGAGUUCAUCAUCAAGGUGCAGGACAUCAACGACAGCGAGCCGCGCUUCCUCGAGGGGCCCUACAUCGGCAGCGUGGCCGAGCUGUCCCCCGUCGGCACCUCUGUGAUGCAGGUGAUGGCCUCUGAUGCCGACGACCCCACCUAUGGGAGCAGUGCCAGGGUGGUCUACAGUGUGCUGGAGGGGGAGCAGCACUUCACUGUGGACAGCAAAACAGGUGUGAUCCGCACGGCCGUGGCAGACCUGGACCGCGAGACGCAGGACCGCUACGAGGUGGUGAUCCGUGCCACAGACAUGGCAGGACAGCUGGGGGGGCUCUCUGGGUCCACCACGGUCACCAUCGUGGUCACUGAUGUCAACGACAACCCGCCACGCUUCCCUCAGAAGAUGUAUCAGUUCAGCAUUGUGGAGACGGCCCCCGUGGGCACUGCCAUCGGGAGGGUGAAGGCAGAGGACUCUGACGUCGGGGAGAACACGGACAUGACAUACCAAGUGAAGGAUGAGGAAGGGGUGGAGAUGUUCAAAGUCACCACGGACAGCAAUACCCAAGAGGCUGUCAUCACAGUGCAGAAGCCUCUUGACUACGAGUCAAAAAAAGUGCACACUGUGGUGGUGGAGGCCCUCAACAAGUUCGUGGACCCGCGGUUCGUGGACCUGGGCACCUUUCGGGACCAGACCAUCGUGAGGGUCUCAGUGCUGGACGUGGAUGAGCCCCCCGAGUUCCGGCCCCCCUCCAACCUGCUGGAGGUGCAGGAGGAUGCACACGUGGGCUCUGUCGUGGGGGUGGUCACUGCCCUGGACCCGGACACAGCGAACCACCCCGUCCGGUACGCCAUCGACCGCAGCACGGACGCCGAGAGGAUCUUCGACAUCGAUGCCAAAACAGGGGCAAUUGUGACAGGAAAGGUCCUGGACCGGGAGACAGCAGGGUGGCACAACAUCACUGUCCUGGCCAUGGAGGCAGAUAACCACUCCCAGGUGUCGAGGGCCUCUCUCCGUAUCCGAAUCCUGGACGUCAAUGACAAUCCACCUGAGCUUGCCACCCCCUAUGAAGCUGCUGUGUGUGAGGAUGCCAAGCCAGGCCAGCUGAUCCAGACAAUCAGCGUUGUGGACCGGGACGAGCCUCAGAGCGGGCACCGUUUCUACUUCACACUGGCGCCUGAGGCCACCAACAACCACCAUUUCUCUCUGCUGGAUAUCCAGGACAACACGGCAGCGGUGCACACGCAGAGAGUGGGCUUCAACCGCCAGGAGCAGGACGUGUACCUGCUCCCCAUCCUGGUGGUGGACAGUGGCCCCCCAGCCCUGAGCAGCACAGGGACCCUGACCAUCCGUGUGUGUGGCUGUGACAGCACCGGGGCCAUCCAGUCCUGCAACAGCACCGCCUACGUGGUGUCAGCCACGCUGAGCCCCGGCGCCCUCAUCGCGCUGCUGGUCUGCAUCCUCAUCCUGGUUGUGCUGGUCCUUCUGAUCCUCACGCUGAAGCGGCACCACAAAAGCCACCUGACCUCUGAGGAGGACGAGGACAUGAGGGACAAUGUCAUCAAAUACAACGAUGAAGGAGGUGGUGAGCAGGACACAGAGGCCUAUGACAUGUCAGCCCUGCGCAGCCUCUACGACUUCAGCGAGAUCAAAGCUGGUGAUGGAGGUGGGGGGCCAGGAGAGGGGGGCCCAGGCAGAAACCCAUCCUCGGAGCUCCACGCCCUCCCCCAGUGGGUGCAGAGCCCAGACCUGGACUUCUCUGUGUUCAGAGACUAUAUCUGCAGGAAGGUGGAGCAGGCGGAUGAGGACCUCUCUGUGCCGCCCUAUGACUCGUUCCAGACCUAUGCCUUCGAGGGCUCGGACUCGCCAGUGCCCUCCCUGAGCUCCAUCAACACCUGGUCCAGCGGCUCGGAGCAGGACUUCUCCUACCUGGGGGGCUGGGGGCCGCGGUUCCGGCAGCUGGCAGCGCUGUACGCGGGGCGCCGGGGCGGCGAGGACAGCGAGGAGUCCUAG